Messenger RNA from Periophthalmus magnuspinnatus, 3100 nucleotides. RefSeq names its product SRY-box transcription factor 4a (gene sox4a). The record is from RefSeq and is a predicted model, not a curated record. Gene Ontology annotation, molecular function: RNA polymerase II cis-regulatory region sequence-specific DNA binding; DNA-binding transcription activator activity, RNA polymerase II-specific. NCBI's taxonomy places the organism in Eukaryota, Metazoa, Chordata, Actinopteri, Gobiiformes, Gobiidae. The coding region runs from base 322 to 1362 and encodes 346 amino acids. Gene Ontology annotation, biological process: anatomical structure morphogenesis; positive regulation of transcription by RNA polymerase II; cell differentiation. The transcript has a single exon.
AUAUCAGCAAAGCGCGCAGGAAACAAGGAGACUAUGAGAAAACGCAGCCGCUCCAUAAAACCACAUGGGUCUUUACGCGCACAGAGCCACGUUCAUAUAAGGGACUCGCUGUGGGCGCAGCGGCGGCAGCUCAAGGUUCCAGGGCGAGAGUUGAGCCGCACGGGCAGCUGAGGCACCGACGCGCACGGAUUACACAUUUACAUUUGCCUUUUCCUUUUUUUUUUGGACAAGAACAGCCACAAACUCCAGAGUGAACUACGAACAGAGACUCAACUGAGCCCCGCUGAGCAAAUCGUGAACUUUUUUUUUAUUUUUCCCAACAUGGUGCAGCACAUGAGCCACGCAGACAGCGACAGGGACUCCACGGACACGGGGGACAUGGACCUGGAGAUGGACUCUUCUCCCACUCCCGAGUCCCCCUCCUCCGCGGACAGGAGCAGCGGGGACCUGGCGUGGUGCAAAACGCCAACGGGACACAUUAAAAGACCCAUGAACGCGUUUAUGGUGUGGUCUCAGAUCGAGAGGAGGAAGAUCAUGGAGCAGAGUCCGGACAUGCACAACGCGGAGAUCUCCAAGCGCCUGGGCAAGAGGUGGAAACUGCUCAAAGACACGGACAAGAUCCCGUUCAUCCGCGAGGCAGAGCGGCUACGGCUCAAACACAUGGCAGACUACCCAGACUACAAGUACCGGCCCAGGAAGAAGGUUAAGUCCGGCGGGAGCAAGACGGAGAAGAGCGGAGACAGAAAAGCCGCCGUGAGCAAGAGGAGCCCGGCGUCUAAAGCCACGAGCAGGACGCACAGCAAGAAGCAGAUGGGGCUGGACUACGCGUCUCCCGGUGACCACCAGUCCCUCUUUAAGUCCCGCUCUGCCUCCGGAGCCAGACAGAUCCCAGACAAGGCGCGACGCAGCGCGGAGCUGAGCCCGUCCGCGGGAGUCCCGGCCAGUCCCACUCUGAGCAGCUCCGCGGAGUCCAGCGACCCCUUCAGCCUUUACGAGGAGCACAGCCCGGCCACGAGCGACUCCUCAUCCUCCUCUUCCUCCAGGUACGCGCGCGCCUCGUCCCCCACGCCGUCCGCCUCGCACUCGUCCUCCUCCGUGGCGUCUUCGGACGAGGAGUUUGAGGACGAGCGGCUGGACAUGAACCCGAGCCCGGGCGCGUUUGAGGCGGUGUCUGUGGGUGGAGGCGCGGGCGGCGUGGGCUUCACGGACCCGGAGCUGGACCGAGACUUGGACUGGAGCUUUGGGGAGUGCGGAGCCGGCUCUCACUUUGACUUCCCCGACUACUGCACCCCUGAAGUGAGCGAGCUGAUCUCAGGAGACUGGCUGGAGUCCACCAUCUCCAACCUCGUGUUCACCUACUGACACUGACGAGCCAGAGACAGAGACAGAGACAGAGACAGGGGCCGCUUUUGGGUCACUGAGUCUUUAAAGGGAGCAGCAGAGGAGAAGGUACGCACGCGCCCACACGCAUGGACAGACGGGCACGCGCAGAGCGGACAGACGCGCGGAGAGGAGAGAAGGGGGAGUGAACUAAAUGCUUAGUUUGCAUUUGUGAAUGUAGAGCAGCAGAGCGCAGUGAGACGCGCUCGACUCUUCUCAUGAACAUUGUUCCAUUUGGCUCGGGGCAGAGCACGUCACGUUGUUUUCUGAUGAUAUAGGCAGUUCACAUUGACCAUCAAGUUGCUAUUCAGGUGUUUUUUUCCUCCAGACAACACGCAUGAAGCCGGAGGAGUUUGUUUGUAAAUGUCCAUCGCUGCGUAAAUCUGCGCGUCCGUGUGACCAUGUCCCAGGACACAAUUCACUAUCACCAGCUUCUUUCAACGGCAGGACUUUUACUGAUUCCAAACUUCAGACUUGUAUUCUGAAUCUUUUGAAACUCUCAGUGCACAAUUCAGGACCAACGCUCCCCUCCCCCUGACGCAUCCUCUCAGCCCAGUGCUUCAACUUUGUAGUCCCUCUGUGUCAGACUGAGUUUCUUUUUAUAUUGAUGUAUUUAUACCGGCCAAACCUUUUUAUACAUAGAAGUAUUGUUCUCGUACAGGUCUCGUUGUGUUUGUGCACAUACACCUGUCUGUAUCCAGCGCAGGAGGAAGGAAGGGCUAGAAGUGUCUUUUAUUUCAUUCAAAAAUAUCUCUCACUUUUUCGGAGAUGUUGAGUGUGUCAUGAUUUUCUACUUGUAUUUUUGUACAAAAUCUAUGGGAGCGGGGGUUCCAGCAGCAGGUAGACGUUGGCUCUACAUUGGUGUGGCAGAGAGGGGUUUUGUUUGGCACAAUCUGACCUCACACAGUGUUUACAGUAUUAACCCACAUGCUUCUUAACGGCGCAGUGACUCCAUCUUUCACCAGCCAAUGAACACAGGCCAACGCAGCGUCUGAUUGGCCGAUAUUGCGCAGACCCCGAGAGUCACUGUUUUGUUCUGGAUAGAGCUAAUACCUCUGUGUGCUUUUUUUUUUCUUUUUUUUUUUAUCAAGAUAAGUUUUAUUUCCAAACCACUGGAUGACGUUCACACUCAUUCCACUUUGCCUAGACUCGGAGGGAGGGAGCUGUAUGAAGUGCUUCAUCUGUUAUUGCGCAAAUGGCAUCAAAAAAUAGUAUUUAACCUUUCUGUACCUGUUGGUUAAGUAUAGCAGGCUAAUUGUUUUCCUAUAUUAUGGCAUGGCAAAUAGCAUUUGUAUUUCAGAUUCAGGUAUAUGUAGCUAUAGCUGUUGUGUUUAAGAUUUUUAAAAGAAUAAUGACAUGAAGAUAUUUAUGUAACUGAGUGUACUAUAAACAAAGAUUGUGUGUUUUAUGUAAGAUGGACAGGCACUAGGUUCAGACGAUUGUGGUCCAGGAGUUUCCUCUUCUUCGUCCCCUCAGACCAUCUUUCUUCUAUUGUCCUAUUUUAUUUUUGGUUCCUCAUUUGUGCAAUAUGCUGUGUAUGAACAUGUUUUGUCUGAUCAUGCCAAUAUCAUUUUGUUGAUGUUUUUUGCUCUAAAACCAGCCAAUGUUUGGGUCAAUCACUGCCUCUCAGACCUCUGUACAGAUUGGUGUUCAGUUUUUUAUUUGUUUUUCUUUUCUUCCAAGAAGGAAAUAAAAUCAGCUGGAACUGAAAAGUGAAAAA